GGUUCACGCGUUUUCAUCACUCCCGUUGCAGGGGCCUCUGGGCGACGCGGCCCUGGGACCCUCGCUGGACGUUUUGGCAGCCGACAAAGCGGUCCAGGGGGGGAGGCAGCGAUGGGUUUGUUGCUAUGGGGACCGCAGCUGCUGCUCGUCUACCUGAACAUCCAAGCAGGAGCGACCGCCCUGGGUCCUCUGACUCUGAGCACCAGGGGGGCCGUGCGGAAGGUGGGAGAGGACCUAAAUGUGAUCUGCAAAGUCGCCAACGAAGAUCGCAGGGUCAGCCUGGAGUGGACGCUGAAUAAGCUUCCUCUGAACGAAACCACCGAGUACUCGCACCGCUCCGCUGGCCAGUUCCUCCUCGAGCGGACGCUCGCCCUCGGUCCCCUGCGGGUCGAGGACUCGGGAGAGUACUCGUGCCAGGCGGUGUCCAUGACGGCCUCCCUCAACGAGUCCCUUUGGCUUCGCGUGGUCGAGAAAGGUUACGUGGCGCUCAGCGUGGAGGGGCCCUGGGAGCUGCAGCUGAGCGAAGGGGAGACGCUCCGGAUGAAGGUCGCCAUCGACUCCUACCCUCGCGAGACCCAGCGCCAGUGGCUGCGCAAUGGCACGGUGAUGCUCGACCACGGCCCCGGGGAUUUGUGCAACAAUGAAACCAGCGACACGUGUGAUGGGAGAGUCAUUCACCGAGUGUCACCGGAGGAUGGAGGUAUCUACACGUUCGUCGCGAGGAACGAAGACAACGAGACGUCUGUGGACUUCUUUGUUCACGUUAAUGGGAGCGGCUUGGAGAGACCGGUUGUGAUCCAGAGCGUCGUCAAACUGUCCGGCAAAGAGAACAAUUUUGUCGAGGUGACGCUCACCCUCUCGGUGUUCCUCGUCUUCCUCAUCUCCCUCUUCAUCGUCUUCCUCUACAAACACAACCAGAAGCCUCACUACGAGAUUCGGUGGAAGAUCAUCAGCAGUGUGAAUGCUGAAACCAACGAGUACAUCUACAUCGACCCGUCCACUCUGCCCUACGAGCCCGUGCGCUGGGAGCUCGACCCCAGCCUCCUCACUCUGGGGAAGACGAUCGGCUGUGGCGAGUUUGGGAAGGUGGUGGAGGCCGAGGCCCACGGGAUCCCGCACCAGGGCUCCGUGACCCGCGUGGCCGUCAAGAUGCUCAAGCCCAGGGCACACCAUGCGCACAAAGAGGCGCUGAUGUCGGAGCUGAAGAUCAUGAGUCACCUGGGACGCCACCUCAACAUCGUCAACCUGCUGGGAGCGUGCACGCGUGAAGAUCCCAUUCUGGUUAUUACGGAGUACUGCAAUUACGGAGAUUUGCUGAAUUAUUUACGGAGAAAGUGGCAUAUUCUGAACAGUACUGGAAACAACGACGACGCCACCAAUUAUCAAAACCUGACCAUCGCCAGAAGAAUGGAAUCGACCCAGGUUGUGGUUGGAAUUGAAGAAUACAGUCUCAAGGCGGCGCUUAUGAAUCAAGCGGAGCGAGGAUUUCUUCAUGGGCACAAAGGCUGGGACGCGUCGUCGGAAGAGGAGAGAGAAGCGAUCGCGAGCGACGACUCCACUCCGUUCGGGGUGGACAACCUCCUGAGCUUCGCGGAGCAGGUCGCGAGCGGUAUGGCCUUCCUCGCUCACAAGAACUGCAUCCAUCGCGACCUGGCUGCAAGGAAUGUGCUCGUAACGCAUGGACGCGUCGCCAAGAUUUGCGACUUUGGGCUAGCACGGGACGUCCAGACUGACCCCAACUACGUGGUGAAGGGCAAUGUGCCUCUGCCUGUGAAGUGGAUGUCUCCAGAAAGCAUGUUCCAUGGGCUCUACACGGUGCAGAGCGACGUGUGGUCAUACGGCGUGCUGCUGUGGGAAAUCUUCUCUUUUGGAGAGGCCCCUUACCCUGGCAUGGCAGUCGAUGACAAGUUCUACCGCUUGAUCUGCGAUGGCUACUGCAUGCAGCCACCCCCCCGCUGUCCACCGCAAGUCCGCAAGGUGAUGCACCGCUGCUGGAGCUACGCGCCGUUAGAGCGCCCCACGUUCGAGGCGAUCCUCACCGAGCUGAGAGCGGCCUCCAACGAUGACAAGAUCGACAAAGGCGAAGAGGUCGGCUGGGAGCCGUCGUCCGUUCCGUCCGAGCGCAGCUCCCUUGCUUGCUAGGACCCCCCUCGCUACGCUGUCCACUCUGGGGGUGAAUAGUUGUUUUUUUAUUAUUUCAAAGAUUACCGUGCUACAUUUGUUUAUUCAGGGAAGUCUCAAUCUUUUGCAGGAGAGUCCUGUCCAGCUUUCACAGAAGGGGGCGAUGUUGCCACGGUGUGUAAUCCCUUUUUAAGUAAUUUGCAAGUAAUAUCUUGUUAUUGUUAUUUUUUUAAAGCUGAGAACCCUGAGAAAACGUGUGCACAACAGGGCAAGAACAUGCAAAGUCUACAAACUCUCACUUACACGCAAAGACUAAGAUCCCCCCAUGUAACAGACUGUUGGGGUAAGUGCUGUUUAUGAGCACUUGUGAAGGCCAGCAUAGCAUACGGGAUUUGAAGCUUUUGUGACUGCAAGGAUUCAUAUUCUUAGGUUUUUUCGGUAAA
Lethenteron reissneri (Far Eastern brook lamprey) is the source of this 2564-nucleotide messenger RNA. Its product is annotated as mast/stem cell growth factor receptor kita-like. Gene Ontology annotation, molecular function: ATP binding; growth factor binding; transmembrane receptor protein tyrosine kinase activity. Lineage: Eukaryota; Metazoa; Chordata; Hyperoartia; Petromyzontiformes; Petromyzontidae. Gene Ontology annotation, biological process: cell surface receptor protein tyrosine kinase signaling pathway; positive regulation of kinase activity; multicellular organism development. Gene Ontology annotation, cellular component: signaling receptor complex; plasma membrane. The record is from RefSeq and is a predicted model, not a curated record.